This is a messenger RNA of Lathyrus oleraceus (garden pea), 909 nucleotides long. RefSeq lists its product as uncharacterized. The coding region runs from base 1 to 909 and encodes 302 amino acids. The transcript has a single exon. Lineage: Eukaryota; Viridiplantae; Streptophyta; Magnoliopsida; Fabales; Fabaceae. The record is from RefSeq and is a predicted model, not a curated record.
AUGGUGGUAUCAUGGAUCCAACGUUCCAUCUCCGACAACAUAUCUCAAUCUUUUUUAUGGAUUGAUCAUGCACAUGCAUUUGGAAGAAUAUGGAGACCCGCUUUUUUUCAAGGUGAUAUCUUCAAAAUUCCCGAUUUUCAAAAUGUUCUCACCAACCUCAACCAAGUAACUUUGGAUGUCUCUACCUACUUUACAAAUCUUAAUUAUAUUUGGGAACAUAUUGAUUCCUUUCUUCCCACUCGUGAUUGCACCUGUGUAAUGCCUUGUACAAGCGGUGCUACCUUUGAUCUUCAUGAAUACAAAUAUAAAGACAAUGUCAUCAAGUUCCGUAAGGGACUCACAAAUCAAUUUUUAACCGUUCACUCCCAAAUAUUGUUGCUUGAUCCUCUCCCACCUUUGGACAUAACCUUUUCAAUGGUUCUAGGUCAAGAACGUCCCUCCACCAUUCCCAUUUCUAAUUAUCAUGAACAUUCUCUAGUCAUGCACUUUCAACCAUCCAAAAAUUCUAGGGGAGCCAGAGGACACAAUUCUUUCCGUGCUCGUGGUUGUGGGCACUCAAACAGUGGUCAUGGUUCUACCUCUCAUCGUGUUUGCACCCACUGUGGUCGCACUAAUCACACAGUGGAGACUUGCUUCAUGAAACACGAAAAUCUACUAGGUUACCACUAUAAGAGUCAAAAGCCUUUCAUCAAUAAUGCCACUUCUUCCACCCAUAUUGAGGUUCCCACUGAUUCUCCUGUUGAUUCUCAACAUUCCAUUGCCACCAUUCAGAACCAAUACAUUCAAAUCCUUCAAAUUCUUCAACAUCAACAAUUUACCUCCAUUACUCUCACUCCUUUUAAUGGUGUUUCUAUUCCUCAUGUUAAUUAUGUUUCUACUUUCAUCGAUGGUAAGCCACAUUUAUAUUAG